CAAACAUAGCAAAACAAUAACAACGAUGGAGUUGGAAACGAAUUUCCUAAGUUUAUCUACAAAAUUUCUUUUUAUAAACUGUGGUGGUCAUUUUAACGACUAUCGAAAUGAGCUCAACAUACUACUGAACGAGCUGAACGGUCUGGAUUACAAAAGUCAGCAAAUAAGCGAUACUCGGGCCCCAAUACGUCUUGUGGAAUCUUUCGUAAAUAUCCCUUCCAAUGAAGAAACGUUAAUAAUUAAGGCAUGCUGUUUGAUUAAAACCCUGGUCAAUAGACAGGGCAUUGUUGUUCCGGCGAAUGUUGCCUUUGCUCAAAUUGAUUGGUUGUUCAAGUGUUUAGAACGAUCUUUCUAUCAAGUGGUUUGCGAUGUUCUGAAAACCUUGCAGAUCCUGGUAAGCUACUGUUCCGAACAUAUUGUAGCUUUUGGCGAAUAUCUGCUGUCAAGUAAUGGCGUAUUGACGAAUCUGCUGGCGGAUCCAAACUACAGAAGAGUGAAGACGGAAAAUGAAUACGAUAGUUGUUCGCCUGGGGAAAUUUAUUUUGCCACUGUUCUGUGCUUAGAGGCAUUACUGGAAGCUUCCAAGGACACGGUAGAAUUUGAAAAAUAUAUUCCCUUGAUCGGCGAUUCCGUACUAUCAAUUGCCUUUCGCCUCAAAAGCGACAUACUGCCCGAACCGUCGUUCUACAGUUUGAUGGUUUCCGUCCUCAACUGCCUGCGGUUGGUUUCCAUUCGGCAUGACGAAUGGUUGACGGAACAUUUAGGACAACUGCUUGGUGUAGCCAAAGCCUACAUGAUGUACGGAAUUCCCGGUGUCAAACAAUUGCCGCCUCAACGGAUAAUGGUUUCGCAACAAGGUGUCCCCGAGCCACAGCACAUUCCGAUUAAGGGCGGAAAAGUUCCGAAAGCAAGGAAAACUAAUAUACCAUCGAAGUCGAAAGGAGGAAAAGCAGACGGAAGAAGAUCAACAGCGAAAGCAGGAACCACAUGGGAUGGAUUCAAUCGGCAGCCCUACUCGGAACAAAGUUUAGUGCUUGAAUUACCUGUCCCUGUAAGUAAUUCAACCAAUGCUUAUCGAACAAGCGAUUCUGAUUUUUCGGAAAGUGAAACUUCACGAGCCCAGAUGGAACGUCACAAACUUGCAAAACUGCGUCUUUCUGCACUGAAUCUGAUCAGCAGCAUUAGUCAAACGGUGGAGAAGAAAAUUAUGUUCGGCUAUUGGCACGCACUGUUCCCGGACGAAAAUCGUACUGCGGCCACAGUUUCUUUGCUUAACUGUGUUCUCAAAGAUCCAUCUACCAAGUGCAGAAUAGCAGCAGUUCAGACGACCACCUCCUUGCUGUACAAAUCGAAACCUUUCCUAAUUCAGGCUGAAAGCAGUGGAAAGGCACCGGCUUCUUUUACUCCGUUUUCGAUUGCUCUGGGAAAUAUGAUUAUUGAAAUGUAUGAAAUGAUCACGCAAACACUAGCCAACGAGAGUGAUUACUCUGUCCUAACUCAAAUUCUCAAAUGUUUAACCGUAUUUAUUCAGGCGACCCCUUUUCACCGUUUGCGAAAAGGAAUCGUAACGAAGUUUGUUCGUUUUGUUCGGAUUUUGACCCGCCACAAAGAUCCCACCAUCAAAGUUGGUGCCUUGAUGGUGAUGGGCUUUCUAAUCUCGACCACCGAAAUAACACCGGAAAUUUCCCUGCUGGUGUGCAUACCAAAAACGGACGUCGCCAACACCGUCAGUGCGGUUCGGAUAAAAAACACUGCGGAGGCGGCAAAUGUUCAGUAUGAUGCAGAAGAGGAAGAAUUCGUACCGUCUGAUGAAGACGAUGCGAAUUGCAGUGAAAGCGAAGCGGUAAAACCGGAUGGCAGUUCUGUGGCGAGGACCAAAAUGUCCUGGUUGUUGCAGAUUGCUCUCGAGAACCUGGGUGUUUCCGUCAGUGAACAAAAACUGGCCAUUCCAUCCGCAGUGAUGCCCGUCCGGAUGGAGUGCUUGCAAAUUAUAUCGGCUAUGACUUCACACUAUUCGCUUCUGUCCGAUCACCUACCGCUGGUAUCGUCUGCUUUGGUGAAAUCAUUCCGGGAUGGCGUUCCCGAAAUACGUAUGUACGCAGGUCGGGUACUUGAUUUGCUAGGACAUGCCAUUAACACGUCGUUAUUGUUAAGAGUUUCAACAAAUCAAGAGGAGCUAACCGCUUCGGUGCAAUUUUGGACAACGAUGAUACCGGUUGUAACCGAACAGAUCCAGGACAUCCAGCAAAGUCCGUCGAUGCGCGCCAUCUGUUGCGAUGCGUUCGGAAACAUGGGUGUGCACGUGUACGAAAAGCUUCCGCGUGACCGACAACUUGCUUUGGUGUCUUUGUUGACGGGGUGCACCUUCGACGAGGAUAGUAACGUGAGCUCGGCGGCCGUUAGAGCCCUUUCCGUUUACAUUAUGUUUCCCUCGCUGAAGGAUGAUUUCUGCUAUAUCGAGAACACAGUCGAGGCUAUCUUUCGCAUUAUGAAAGAUCCCAAUGUGACCGCCCGGGUGAAAGCAAGCUGGUCGUUGGGAAACAUCACCGAAGCGUUGGUGAUUAACAGUGCUGAUCCGAAUAAGGAACGUCUCAGCGACAGCUUGUUGCAGCAGAUUUGUGGGACAGCUAUUAGUGCCGCCAGUGAUAACGACAAAGUUCGAUGCAACGCUGUUCGAACUAUCGGCAACGUGUUACACACACUGAAGCUGGACCAUUUCGUUCAACCAGUGUGGAUUGAACUGUGUCAGAAAUCGAUCGACAAGCUAGUCCAGAACACUCUUCAUCCGUACAAUGCAAAGGUCAAAUGGAACUCCUGCUAUGCGAUCGGGAAGAUGAUGCAAAAUCCGUUUAUAUUCAGCGAAGGUUCCCGAAUAGAAUGGCAGAAGCAAGUUUUUCCCGCCCUUUGCACAAUAGUCAUCAAUUCAAGCAAUUUUAAAGUAAGAAUCAAUUCAGCGGCUGCUCUUGCGGUAGUCGACAGACGGACACACUAUGCUGGUUAUUUCAUUGAGAUCUGGUGCUCACUGUUGAAAGCAUUGGAACAGUCAGACAACCUCAUCGAUUAUAAUGAGUAUAAACACCGGGAUAAUCUUCAGGAACAGCUCUGUCUGUCGCUGUCCCACUGUCUCCGACUGGCAACUAAAGACGACUUGGUGGCCAUGAGCCACGAGCUGUUGCCUUUGUUCGAUACGGUACGCCAUAACUGGGACCGGGUACUGAACCGAAUAUUGCCGGAAAAGUCAAUCAAAUUGAUCGAAGCAAACGUCAAACUAAGGGAACUGCAGCCAAUGGUCAAGAAUGCCGAAGCUAGUGGCGCCAUUGAGAUGAUCCUGAAUUGUUUCGCCUACAAUGAACACAAUUUAUAAAUUGGUCAAAAUUUAACACACAACUACCGAAAUUGAUUGUAUAUAGCAUUAUCGCAAUCCGACAACUGUGCAUACUUUAUAAAUGAAAACAGAAAAGCAAGAUCCCUACAAGCGAAAAACGCAAAAACAGUUUAAAAUAGCGAAAUGCAAAAAUAAAGUGAACGUUAUCACAAAAUAAACGUCAUGAGAUUGCAAUGCUGGCCUCGAAAACCCGCUUUGCUUCCGUUUCUUCAUAUUCGCAGCGGAACGGAAAUAGAGAGAUCCGUACGCACGUGAUGAUGAUAAAAGGUAAAAAUGGGACACUUUGCUGAGCACGUUUCUCCUCUAACUACCUGUGUUAAAUUAAAUGAGGAAAUGCACGGCACGUACCAUUUUUUCUCGUCCUUUCUUUUGGUGGAAUUUCGUUCUCUUCCGAAUAAAACAUUUCACCAGUACAAGACUUUUUUUUUUAUUACGUUCUCUACCAUACCAAUAAAGAAUUAUCUUGUCUGCGAACAAGUUAUUUAUUUUGACUUGAUUUCUUGUUACGACCUUGUGUGUGUUGGUCGGUUCGUUGGAGGGAAUGUGUUCGAAUUUUAAGUUUACUCUCCGAGUAGCAUAACCUAAAAAUUAAACCGCCGAAAAUAUAACUGUUACUCAUUUAGGAAUUUUUAAGUAAAGGGGCUGUCCAUAAAAGACGUCACGCCGCAAGGGGGAGGGGGGUGU
Malaya genurostris is the source of this 4069-nucleotide messenger RNA. RefSeq names its product HEAT repeat-containing protein 6. The transcript is spliced from 5 exons. The record is from RefSeq and is a predicted model, not a curated record. NCBI's taxonomy places the organism in Eukaryota, Metazoa, Arthropoda, Insecta, Diptera, Culicidae. The coding region runs from base 26 to 3364 and encodes 1112 amino acids.